Molecule: messenger RNA, 3539 nt
Organism: Equus quagga
Lineage: Eukaryota; Metazoa; Chordata; Mammalia; Perissodactyla; Equidae
Product: glycoprotein hormone alpha-2
Exons: 12
Coding region: 251-1024 (257 amino acids)
Biological process (GO): homologous chromosome pairing at meiosis; meiotic attachment of telomere to nuclear envelope; cell surface receptor signaling pathway
Cellular component (GO): nuclear inner membrane; extracellular region
Molecular function (GO): hormone receptor binding; DNA binding; hormone activity
Source: RefSeq, a predicted model, not a curated record
GGUGAGCGCAGCAGCGCGUGCGCAAAAGGCUUGGCGGGCACGCUGCAUGAGCCGAGGAGCCGGCGAGCAGCGAGGCGACUCCUCCAGCACGGCUUCGUGCGAGGCCUGCGCCCGCCCUCCUCAGAGAGCGGUUCUAAGUCGGGCCUCCGGCCGCGGCCCCUUUAGGAGGCGCGGAGACCCCUCAGUCAGUGUGUGAGACAGCCUGGCCGAGCCCGGGAGUCCCUGGGUCUGAGGCUAUCGUUUGGAAGCAAUGAGUUUAAAACCCUUCACCUACCCGUUUCCAGAGACGAGGUUUCUUCAUGCAGGACCCAAUGUGUAUAAAUUCAAAAUCAGAUAUGGCAACAGCAUAAGAGGGGAAGAGAUACAAGAUAAGGAAGUCAUCGUCCAGGAGCUGGAGGAUUCUAUUCGUGUGGUCUUAGGAAACUUGGACAAUUUGCAGCCAUUUGCUACAGAACACUUCGUUGUAUUUCCUUAUAAAAGCAGAUGGGAGAGAGUGGCCCACCUGAAAUUCAAACACGGGGAAAUUGUCUUGGUCCCCUAUCCAUUUGUUUUCACUCUGUAUGUGGAGAUGAAAUGGAUUCAUGAAGACUUGUCGCCUGGGAAACCAGUAAACGACUGUCCUCUUGGGUUGGUCCUUCCUGAGAGGAAAGCAGCAGGAGCCAUGAUGAGGAAACGAAAACGCGUGCAAGUGCCCAGCUCCCCCGGCAGGCCAGGACUGGACAGGGCCAAGAUGGGGACUUCCAGCCAAGACUCCAGCAAAAAGAAGCCCCCUAUGGAAACCAGAAGGAACAGGGAAAGAAAAACCCAGCAGGAAUGGCAGGAGACUCCAGCAUUUGAUAUCACCAAUGUCCAGGACCAGGAUUCUAAGUGUGGAGAUAGCGUAGCAGGGCAGAUUGUCCCACCAGUGCCGCAGAACAAUCCACCUCCACCUGAAGGACCCACAGAGCUGGGAACCAGUGGCUUCUUUGGGUUUCUAAGCUCGCUCUUCCCGUUUCGGUACUUCUUCAGGAAGAGCAGCCAGUGAGCCUUCCAUAUGCAGCCGUGGGAGGAGUACCUCUCGCAGGGGCUCCUCUCACUCCCUCCUCUGCUUCUGACAUUCCAGUCCUGGGGAAUGAGGGCCCCACAUUCCCUGAGUCUUCUUCCGGGUUUGUCCUGUCCUUUUCCCCUUUACAGUGGAAUGUUUUUUUCAACUUAAAACACUAAGAAAAGAACGGAACUUUCUAAAAUGCUCUAGUCUGAGAAUUGUACUGCUCUGAGGGCCAGUUUAGGCCUUUUGUCUUCAGCACUUAGGAUCCUAAAGACAAUAAAUUAUUUAUGAAGAGUUAUUGACUGAGUUUAGUGAAGUAAAGAGAGUGAGGGAGAGCAAACUCUUCCUCAAGACCAGGGAAGCAAUGCCCGAAACCUCCCCUGGGUCUACCUGGUCAUUGUUGACAGGAUGCUUUGGAGGGUGGCGUCUGUACCUGACCUCAAACCCUAAACUCCUCUGCCAGGGGUUAUGGAAUGGGGUCUUGUAGGACUUACUGUCCUGAGCCCUGCUGAUCCUCAGGGAAUCUCUCCCCAGCCCACCCAGUUUGGCCCCCAAGUGCAGCCUCUCAGUAGAUAAAUGCUUCCCACCCACCCCUCUGACUUUUGACAGCAGUGCAGAUUAGCUUAUCAGACUCACUGGCAGUCUGUCCAGGUUAAGGUCCCUGGAGACCAGGGCACCUGAGCGCUGUCUUCAUGUAACCGGAGGGCUGACCUGGGACAGAUGGAUUAGACUUGGGUUGUGCAGCCACAGAGGACCACAAUCACAGACGGGAGUUAGGGAAACUCAUUUUAGCUCAGAACAAAGAAAUCACUUUUUAACUGUUAGAGAUGUCCAGUAUUAGAAUGGGCCACCUUGUGAGGUUAUGAGCCCUUGUCACCCUAGUCUUUAAACAAAGCUGAUUAUCUGUCAGAUACUGGAAGGUUCCUGUGAUGAGUGGAAGAGCUGGGACGGGACUGCUGAGGUCCUUGGAAUCCCCUUAUUUCACUGCCUUUACCUUGGGUGGGGAGAAGAGAAGAGGUGGGCUGCUGCUGUGGAAGGGCCCAGGACCUGAGGGGAGGGGGGCCCAAGGGGACGCUGUCACAUGUGAGGACUGGGACAAGUUGCGUGUACAGCCUUUGCCCUCCUGUCCCAAACACGGCCUGUUUACAAAGCUGCUGAGAGGGAACUCCCUGAUCUGGAGAUCUGAGUCCAUUCUGACUCUGACUAGUUUACAGUGAAGCCUUGGCAAAGUCGCUUUUGUCUCUGCUUCCUAUUUUCUCAUCUAGAAAAUGAAGGGGUAGGAUUCGAUGAGCUCCCAACUGCCUUCCAGAUCUGGCAGUCUGUGUGGCUGGCUCUGCCUUUCUGAGCGGGUCAGCAAGGCAGUGGCCCUGGGGGGUGGGGGCCAAAUCACCACAGACUUCCUUCGUAUCUCCACCCUGCCCCAGCCCCUGCGGCUACUGCUGACUAGGGGUCUUUUUCCAGCUGGCCAUGUUCUUGCCCCAAGUGUAAUUUAGCACCAUGUACGGAGAGCAGGAGAUUUGGGUUCCAAAUCAGCCCUGACAUUAACUAGCUGUGUGACGUUUAGUAACUUUCCUUCUCUCAGCCUUAGUUGCCUCACCUGUAAAAAGCCAGAGCCACAGCUAAACUAAACAAUGCUCUUUGCUGGGGUUGACAGCUUCAGGCUCUUCCAGGAAUCAGGUCCCUGUUAUUCCAGGGACUAGGGGGAGCCCCACUCUGUAGCUGACCCCAGGAUGAGAAGUCAUCCACUUGACAGUGAAAGUGAAGCUCUGAAGUGGACUUAGGACCCCCAUCACCCCCUGGCUCUGCCACCAAGCGCAUUUCCAGAAACUGCCCUGGUGUCAUUUCCCUCGUCCAUAAGAAUCUCCUCCCCGACCCGUUUCCUCUGCGGUGGAUAAAAGAGACAGGCAGAGUUGACUUUAGUAGUUUUAAGGGUGGGGUGGCAAGGCCCUGGACAGGGGAGUGGCCUGCCCGAGGUCACGGAGCAAAGAAGAGAACCCAUGUGGCCACCACUCAGCCCAGUCUCCAGCCCUCUCUCCCCAACUGCACUCUAGCCGCUCACCCCACCAGCUCCUGGACUUUUCUCCACACCUCACUUGCCCUAGCCCUGGCCCUUGGGCAGCUUUUGGACACAAGGGAAGCAGAAAGCAGCAGAGGCGGCUCUCUGAGGACCACACCUCAGAGAAGAGCUAGAUCUCCCAGGUGGGACUGCUCGAGGCCUCUGCAGGGAGGCAGGCCUGAAAGCCGAUCUCCAAGAGGGCGUGGCUCCAGGAUGCUGGCAAAUAAAAAUCCGGAGAGCCCGCACCGUCUGGAGACCAGCAGUAGGCGCGAGGACCCACUCAGCAAGCCAUCACUCGGUUCCUGGGCCUUGGAAGUGCCUUCAACGUGACGGUGCGAAGUGACCGCCAAGGCACCUGCCAGGGCUCCCAUGUGGCACAGGCUUGUGUGGGCCACUGCGAGUCCAGUGCGUUUCCUUCCCGCUACUCCGUGCUGGUGGCCAGUGGCUACCGACACA